AUGACCCCGACCUCGAGUCACUCGCCCGUCAACAAGAUGGCCCCUCCACAACGGACUGCGUCCACCGACUCUGCCACCGACGGCAUCAGGAAACGCGUCUGCAAGGCCUGCGAUCGUUGCCGGUUGAAGAAGAGCAAGUGUGAUGGUUCGCAUCCGUGCUCGCGGUGUAAAGCAGACAACGCCAUUUGCGUGUUUGGUGAACGCAAGAAGUCCCACGACAAAGUCUACCCCAAGGGUUACGUUGAGAUGCUCGAACAACAACAGCAGCAACUGGUGUCCGGCCUCCAAGAGAUGUACAAGCGUUUAGUGGCAGCCAAUGCAUGGACCGGGGCAGCUCUCUCCGAGACCAACGGCCAUCCUCUCACCCACGACAUCCUCGCCGCGUUGGAUCUGUUGGAGUCCAAGCAGGAUGGCAGCGGUGAGAUGGAGACGUUUGAAGAAGACUGCGCCAAGCUCCAAUCCAAGCUCAUCGCUGAGGGCGCGGGCUUCACCCAACGACGGGGAUCGUUCAGCUCAGAUUCGGAACACAGCCAGCAUGGCCAUGCACGAUCAGUCUCGCAUGGCACUCCAGUCCUCUCGAAGCCUGCCGUGUUCAAGGACAACUUCAACUUCAGCGCCCCGCCUUCGCCGCCUGCUGAUCCAAGCCCAAUGCCAGCGCCUCGCCAUCGACAAUCCUUCCCACCAGCGCAACCGUCGCCACUUCAGCAGAGCUCUCCUCUCGCCAGCGACCCUCAAUUCUACCAAGCCGAGUGGGCUUACCCUCAAUCCAGCGGCGACAACUUCAUGCGGUCCAACUACGCCAUGAAAUCACCCGAACUUGAGCAUAAUCUGGGCAACAUGGACGACAUCUCCAACUCGUUCGGCCAGUGGGAUCCUUCGCAAUACGACAUGGCUGGUUUCACGUCAUACCCUCAGCAGCUUUCAAACGCAUUCGGUGGCAUGCCAAGACUUCACGAUGGAAGCGCACCCGGCUUGACCAUGGAUCCGUCGUCGAUCGAGCAUAUGGAUGUCGACUUUAAUCGAGACUUCAACUCAUUCAUCCAGGUCAUGUCCUGA
Molecule: messenger RNA, 1056 nt
Organism: Zasmidium cellare ATCC 36951
Lineage: Eukaryota; Fungi; Ascomycota; Dothideomycetes; Mycosphaerellales; Mycosphaerellaceae
Exons: 2
Coding region: 1-1056 (351 amino acids)
Biological process (GO): regulation of DNA-templated transcription
Molecular function (GO): DNA-binding transcription factor activity, RNA polymerase II-specific; zinc ion binding
Source: RefSeq, a predicted model, not a curated record